UUCACUGUAUUCUCGUCUUUUGUGAACGUAACAUUUCAUUAUUUUAUAUUGUUAUUAGUUAAAUAUAAUGCCUCCAAAAGAUCCGGAAUUAAUUGCUCUUAGAAAAGAACUAGAAGAUUUAAUUGCCAAAUGUCAGCAAGACCAAAAAAGCAAACAAGACAAAACCAUUGAAGAAAUAUCUAAUGGAAUGGCUGAUGUGCCAAAGUGCAAAUUGGCCACUAAGAAAAUGCUCAAAGGACAUAUUAAUAAAGUGAACUCUGUCCACUAUAGCGGCGAUAGUAGACAUGCUGUUUCCGGAUCGCUGGACGGCAAACUUAUCAUAUGGGACACAUGGACCGGUAAUAAAGUACAAGUUAUACCAUUACGUUCAGCCUGGGUUAUGUCUGUGGCCUUUGCACCGACGGGCAAUUUUGUCGCUUGUGGAGGGAUGGAUAAUAUGUGCACUGUUUACGACUUAAAUAAUCGUGAUUCGAACGGAGGAGCAAAAAUGAUACGUGAAUUAUUGGGUUACGAGGGUUUUCUGUCGUCGUGUCGAUUUGUCGACGAUAAAACCCUAAUCACCGGAUCUGGAGACAUGAAACUUUGUAUGUGGGACUUAGAAGCUGGUAAAAGAACAAAUGAAGUAGAAGCCGCUCACUGUGGAGACGUCGUGUCCUUGUCAUUGGCACCGGAGGACCAAAAUAUUUUCGUGACGGGCAGCGUGGACAAGACUUGUAAAUUAUGGGACCGCAGGGAACUGAAGUGCAAACAAAUGUUUUUCGGACACGAGGCUGACGUGAAUUCUGUUUGUUUUCAUAACAGUGGAUACGGAUUUUCUACAGCUUCGGAGGACAAGUCCGCACGUCUAUACGAUAUUAGGUCUGAUCAACAAAUUGCUAUGUACAAACCACCAAAUUCCACUUCAGGAUUCACUUCGUGUGGUCUAUCGGUGUCUGGUAGGUUUCUGUUGGCUGGUAGCGACGAUAACUCGGUUCAUGUGUGGGACACGAUGAAAGUCCAACACAAUGGUACUUUGAACGGACACGAAAACAGAGUGACUUCACUGAGUGUAUCGCCGAAUGGUAUGUCCGUGGUCACAAGUUCCUGGGACAUGAACGUACGUGUUUGGGUUUAAACGUGGAAACUGUUAUGAAACCUAUAUGAUCACCUAAUACGAAUAGUGUUAAUUUCACCUAACUAUAGGUAGAUACAAUAAUAUAACAUAAUAUAUGUAUUAUAUAUAUAUAGUUACACUAUACAAUUAUUGUAUUCGUUUAAACAAUUAAAAUCCAAUCAAAUGAUGUUUUGUAAAAUAUCAGAAAACUGUUUAAUAGCAUGCUUAUUCAACGAUAACGCGACCGUAAUACAUUUCAUCAUUGUCACGCUUUCCAUCCUCUCUAGUCUCUACUUUAGUGAAUAUAAUUAUAUGGUAUUGCGAAAAAAUAAAAUAAAAUCUUUCAUUGUACCUAUUUGUAACUAUUAACUGUCAGUUUAUAGUGUGUUAAAGUCGUGUUACUGUUACACAGUGUUAUUUUUUUUUAAAUAUUGAAUACAAUACAUUUAUUAAGUGAAGUAUUAUGAUUUUAAGUUGUAUUAAUUUUUGUUUAUUUCUUCCCGUUUAUAUUAACUUCAUAAUUUAUUUUGGUCAGUAUUGGUUCAUAAUAUUACAGAUAUUUAUUCAUUAAGCAUAAAUUUUAUCUUAAGUGAAUAAUUAUUAAUUAUAAUGUUAAAUAUUAAUUAUUAUUUAAUAUUGAAGUAGGUAUAUACUAUAUAAUAUUAUGUAACCAUGAUAUAACCAACUAUAGUGAUGUAUCUAACACUUAAACACUGUAUUUACUCAUCGCCCGAUGGUAGGUAUGUCGUAUGUACCUAUUUUCAUUGUAUGUUAUCCAUUAUUAUCAAUUUACCUAUUUACAUAGGUAAUUCUUUGAAAGAUUCACAUUAAUUUUCUCAAAAAGGUUUAUUACGUUUUUGAAUUAAGCAGAAUAUUUUGCUAACAUUUUCAAUAUAUAUAAAUCGAAUUAAGAUGAGUAAUUAAUUAAUCAUAUAAUAUAUAACUUAUAAGUUAUAAUUAUUUAAAGUAGGUACUAAUGAGUGAUGGGAAGAAUAGUGGAAUGUAGAAUAUAUAUUUUGCGGGGACUAGCUGUACUAUUUCACUCCGCUAUAAUUAGGUGAAACUUUGAAUGUAACCUUAUUAAACUACUCUAUUUAAAUUCAAUUUUUAUGUAAUUAUUGGAAUUGUAAGAAAAUCAAUAUGCUUACUGCUUAAGAAUUUUAUGACGUUAAAAAAUAAAAAUGUAUGGUACCUAUUAUUCAAACAAGUAAAAAUAUAUAUUUUUGCAGAAACGUUGUUUUGUAAUGACUUCAAAUUAUGUAAAGGAAAAUAUUUACAAAAACUUUAAUUGUUUUAGAGAAAAUUAGUGUUUACCUUUAAAAUUACCUUGCCCCUUAGAUACUUAUAUAAUAUAAUAUCUAUAAUAGGUAUAGACUGUCUUAUAAAUUAAUAAAUUAAUAGGUAUAUAUAAUAUAUUAUGUCCAUCUUGAUUUAUGGUUUCUGUGUAGCAUAUUAUUUAUACCUAUAUCUAAUUAACGAAAUAAGUACUUAGGUACUUCUAGGUACUUCGUAGUUUCUUACAUAUAAUAGCGGUGUAUAUUCGUAUAUAAGGCCAUAGAAGGGGGAAAAACCUGUAUUGAAAUUUCAGAUUUAUUUAAAACAUACCUAUAUCAUAAAUCAUAAUGUAUGUAAUAUGUAUAGGGUUUUAAAAUUUCAUGAAUUUUUCAUGAAAUAUUUCAUUUUGAUGAAAAAUAAAAAUAAAAUGCUUAUUAUACCUAUAA
Molecule: messenger RNA, 2814 nt
Organism: Metopolophium dirhodum (rose-grain aphid)
Lineage: Eukaryota; Metazoa; Arthropoda; Insecta; Hemiptera; Aphididae
Gene: Gbeta76C
Product: guanine nucleotide-binding protein subunit beta-2
Exons: 7
Coding region: 68-1114 (348 amino acids)
Biological process (GO): G protein-coupled receptor signaling pathway
Cellular component (GO): heterotrimeric G-protein complex; cytoplasm
Molecular function (GO): protein binding; signaling receptor complex adaptor activity
Source: RefSeq, a predicted model, not a curated record